AUGGUGAAGAGCACGCGAUCCGUGGCGUUCGUCAUCCUCAUCGGCGUGGCCGCUCGAGCGGUUUUUGCAGUCACCGACGGCCUGCUACCAAACGGGCAUUUUGAGCAAGGACCAGCCAAGUCGGAGCUGAACGGCACCAGGGUGCUAGGCCCCUACUCCAUACCGCACUGGGCAAUCUCAGGGUUCGUGGAGUACAUCGAGUCCGGCCAGAAACAGGACGACAUGCUCCUCCAGGUUCCGGAAGGCGAGCGCGCCGUGCGGCUGGGCAACGACGCCACCAUCCAGCAGCAGCUGGCAGUGACCCGGCACACGUACUACUCCAUCACCUUCUCCGCGUCGCGCACCUGCGCCCAGGCCGAGAGGCUGAACGUGUCGGUCACCCCGGGCCCGCAGUCCGGCGUUCUCCCCAUCCAGACCGUGUACACCAGUAGCGGCUGGGACUCCUACUCCUGGGCCUUCAAGGCCAAGCACAGCACCGUGUGGAUCUCCAUCCACAACCCCGGCCACGAGGACGACCCGGCGUGCGGCCCCCUCAUCGACCGCGUCGCCGUCAAGACCCUCCGCUCUCCCCAUCACGUCAAGACGGCUGACAACAUGAUGAGGAACGGGGACUUCGAGGACGGGCCGUACAUCUUCGGGGACACGCCGUGGGGCGUGCUGGUUCCGCCGAUCACGGAGGACGAGCACUCGCCGCUGCCGGGGUGGAUGAUCAUGUCGGACACGAAGGUCGUCAAGUACGUGGACGCGCCGCACCACGCGGUGCCGUGCGGCGCGGGCGCCGUGGAGCUGGUCGCCGGCAGGGAGUGCGCGCUGGUGCAGGAGGUGCGCACCGUGCCCCGCCGGUCGUACAAGCUGUCCUUCGCCGUCGGGGACGCGGCCACCGGGUGCCAGGGGUACCUGGCCGUGGAGGCGUACGCGGGGCGCGCGACGCUGAAUGUGCCGUACGAAUCCCGCGGCACGGGCGGGUACAAGCGCGCCGAGCUCGAGUUCGUGGCGAGCGACAAUCUGACGCGCGUGGUGUUCCAGAGCGCGAACCACUACGUGAAGUCGGACGCGACGCUCUGCGGCCCCGUCGUCGAUGACGUUCGGCUCGUCCCCGUGCACGCCCACAUGCACGCUGCCCGCCGGCUGCGUAGGUAG
This is a messenger RNA of Miscanthus lutarioriparius, 1140 nucleotides long. NCBI's taxonomy places the organism in Eukaryota, Viridiplantae, Streptophyta, Magnoliopsida, Poales, Poaceae. The record is from the annotation of a GenBank genome assembly.